This is a messenger RNA of Triticum urartu, 1296 nucleotides long. RefSeq lists its product as uncharacterized. Gene Ontology annotation, biological process: cortical microtubule organization. Lineage: Eukaryota; Viridiplantae; Streptophyta; Magnoliopsida; Poales; Poaceae. The record is from RefSeq and is a predicted model, not a curated record. Gene Ontology annotation, cellular component: cortical microtubule.
AACAUGCCCUGUCUCCAAACAAUUCCAGCGGUCGCUUUAGAAUCGCCGGCAGAUUUGGAAGUCUUGCGGCCAGUAUUCAUGAUGCAACCCUACAAGGCUACAAUGUCAAAAUCCCCAUACCUGAUACCUCUCAUCUUUCCGGUCCUCGCAACAACAAGCAAGCAUAGCUUUGUUCCUUGAAGAAGAUGAACCGCAUGAGGAGGAUCGCGGGGAUGGGCAAGAGCAAGAAGGCCCCGUCCGCGGUUCAGAAGGACAAGGACGAGAGCAUAGUUUUCUUCCGGGAGCUGUACAAGCAUGAGGAAGAUACGGAUGUGAACCUCCUGGAGCCGAUCUACUCCGUGGAGUUCGACGCCAUCCAAGGUGGUCACAUGUCCAAGCCUCCCUCGGGGAAGAGAGAUCUCCUCAUGCCGAUCAUCGAGAAGCACGACUAUGACUGGCCCAAGACCCCUCCGGUUGCACCAAUGUUUCCUUCCCUCAAGAUGGAAGCCAGCUCCUCCGAAACGGUGGUUGCCCCUAAGGUGACACCCAUCCCGAUCACGCAACCUGUCAAACCUUCAGCUUCAAGGUUCAUUGGCAAGACUGAGGCGACCAAAACAUCAGCCAAGACUCCGGCAGGUUCUUCGUCAAGCAACUCUGCCAAGAGCCAGCCUUGCACGACCGACAGGAGACCAGCUUCAGCUUACGCUACUCUGCCCAACAGGCAGCAGAAAUCAGAUGCCAAAGCCAAUACUGGCACAAGCAGCAACUCAGGCAAGGAACACUCGCACACGUACUACGCAAAUGCAAGCCAGGACAGCAGCAGCAGCAGUGCAAGUACAACCAACACGGUGGAGACGCCAGGAGAAGCCCCUUACACGGCGCCCAAGAAUCUGCUCACGACUGGGUCUAUUUUCGCACGGCGCAGGGCAUCAGCAACGGCAGUGGCGACAGCUCCACCAUUGGGCGUGGACACCAAAGUCGAGAGCGCGAAGGCGAGGAGGCCACCGUCUUCUGCGGCAAGAGCUUCCAAGGAGCUGCAGGUAGAUGCCAGGAAGAAUGCUUUACCAGCCAAGGGCAAGGCUGUGGCCGGCACCGGCAGCGAGCCUGUUUGCAACAGCAGUGGCCGUGCCAGCACCAGCAAGACCGCACCAGCAAAGGGAAUGCGAAGAACAGAUGGCAAGAACGAGCGGAGACCAAAGUUUGCAGACCAGUGAAGAACAAACCUAUCAGUUGACAUGUAGUAUAUAUGUUUGCAAAAGCGACGAUUCGAACAACUAUAAAAAUUUGCUCCUCCCACUGAAGACUUCUUUCUGUUGA